Molecule: messenger RNA, 3427 nt
Organism: Python bivittatus (Burmese python)
Lineage: Eukaryota; Metazoa; Chordata; Lepidosauria; Squamata; Pythonidae
Product: leukocyte elastase inhibitor
Biological process (GO): negative regulation of interleukin-1 beta production; negative regulation of endopeptidase activity
Molecular function (GO): serine-type endopeptidase inhibitor activity
Source: RefSeq, a predicted model, not a curated record
UGUGGGCUAAGGCGCGUAUGUUAGAGAUGUAUAUCCUGUCUUCGGAUAUAGGCAGACCAAGAGCAGCCCAACCCUUCCUCCUAAUUCUCGUCGCUCGCUCUCAUGCCUUCCAACUUCCGAGGCCGGCGCCGUUCAGACCACCUUCCGUACCAGCCGGGAAAGGCCAGAGUCCGAGGGCGUCGCCGCCCCGCCAGCUCCGGAAUCCGCCCCGGCGCUCCCUUCCCCGCAGCGUCAAGCCUGGGGAGCCGCGCGGCUCUCUGCGCAUCCCGCGCACCUGCAGCAAGGCCGCCAGUCUCCUCUCGGCAGCUUUCCGGCGGUCGCUAUGGAUAAACUGGCUAAUGCAAACUCGCAGUUUGCUCUGGAUCUUUUCCAAAAGUUGAGCGAAGCCCACCCAACCGGCAACAUCUUCUUUUCUUCGCUCAGCUUAUCUUCUGCCUUGGCCAUGAUCCUCUUAGGGGCCCAGGGUAACACAGCCGCGCAACUCUCAAAGACACUUCAUUUUGAUGGUGUUGAAGACCUCCAUUCAGUAUUUCACACGCUCAGUACUAAGAUUAACCGGAGCAAUGUACCCUAUAUUCUGAAGCUUGCUAAUAGGUUGUAUGGAGAAAAAACUUACACCUUUUUGUCGGAUUUCUUGACUAGCACUCAGAAUUUGUAUGGAGCUGAAUUAUCCACAGUGGACUUCUCAAAUGCUCCAGGCAAAGCAAGAAAAGAAAUUAACCAGUGGGUUGAACAGCGGACUGAAGGUAAAAUCCCUGAGUUGUUAUCUGAAGGCUCCGUCAGUGAAGUGACUAAACUGGUUUUGGUGAAUGCUGUCUACUUUAAAGGCAACUGGGCAGAGGCAUUUAAAGAAGAAGAUACUGAAGACAAGCCUUUUAGACUAAAUAAGACAGAAAAGAAGAAUGUGAAGAUGAUGUUCAUGAAAGAGAAACUUCCUUUUGGUUAUAUCCCUGAAUGCAAGUGUCGUGUGCUGGAACUCCCAUACGAGGGAAAAGAACUUAGCAUGUUAAUCCUUCUGCCUGAUGACGUUGAGGAUAAUUCCACAGGCCUAGAAGAGCUGGAGAAGCAGCUGACUUUGGAAAAACUCCAAGAGUGGACCCAGCCGAAAAAUAUGCAUUCCGACUUGGACAUCUAUGUACAUCUACCUAAAUUCAAGCUGGAGGAAAGCUAUGAUCUUAAAUCUUACUUAGCAGCACUGGGGCUUUUAGAUGUGUUUGACAGUGGCAAGGCUAAUUUGUCUGGAAUGUCAGGAGCCCAGGACCUCCAUGUGUCUAAAAUUGUUCACAAGUCAUUUAUAGAAGUAAAUGAAGUGGGCACUGAAGCAGCAGCAGCUACUGCUGCUACGAUCAUGUUACUUUGUCUGCCCAUGGAAGAGGAUUUUAAUGCUGACCAUCCUUUCCUAUUUUUUAUCCGUCAUAAUCCAACAAAGACUAUACUUUUCCUUGGUAGAUUUGCUUCUCCAUAAAGAGUAUCAUGAGUCACAAAGCUACCUUCCAGCCUCCUAUAAAACACACAUUCCUUUGCUUGCUUGGGUGGAUAGGCAUAAACAAGUUGGGUUUCUCCAGGUGUUUUCCACCUUGGAUGCUCUUGAGUCUGUUAAGCGGUUUUAUAUGACACUUUGCUAUAAAGGGCCACCAUCUCUAAUCUAGGACUUUCAGGCGUGUUUGGCUGCAGUUCUCUUAAUUUCCAGCCAGCUAGGAAUUCUGGGAAUUGUAGUCUGAUCUCUUUGGAAGCCAUCAGGCUGGGGAGGGCUGCUGUGCAUUGUAUUUGUAAAACAAAUUGACACAUGAAUUACUGGAAUAAAGUUGGCCUUUAUUCAAUACAAUACAAGAGUCAUUAGCCCAGAAGCUGGACCAGUGGAAAAUGAUUGAUAAUACAGAAGCCAGAAAGACACCUCUUUCUUGUUCUUAAAAAUGCAAAGGAAUUUGGCACUUGCCUUAAUCAGUACCUUAUGACAAAUUAUGGUACAGCUUUACCCAUCAUUCAGUGAAUGCAGGAUUGUACACAUGCCAAUCACCAGUCGCCUCAAUCUGCUUAAAUCAUUUCCUCUCUGAUUUCUGACUUUUUUUUUCCUCCACACUCUCUUCUCAGUAAAUCUGAGCUAUGCGCUGUUGCCUGUCUUUCAGGCAUUCAUUUUAUUGAAGGUAGGUGUGAAAUGAAGAAAUUCUAAUGACAUUUUGAAGGGUUUGGCACUUCUGCAAUUCAGUUUCAUCUGUUGCUUGGAUGAUUUGGGGUCAUUCUUGCUUUGAAUAUUUAAGAAAGCCGUGAUUUAUGGUUACAAUGAAAAAUGGGUAAAUGUUAUCAAUAAUGAUAGUGUGAUGUUGCUCAGAUACCCUAACCACAAUUUCCCAGCCAAUGACAUUUUCUGGAUAGCCCAUGAGAGUGAUAAGACCAAAGCUUCAUCAAAAUGUAUUUUCCAUAAGAAAAGUACAGAACACAGAGUGCUUCAGUAAGCCUCUGUUGUGUACUUUAACUGUUACUGAGAUUCUUUUUUAAAAAUUGUUUUGCAGAAUUAAAGUGUAAUCACAGUACUCUAGGGAGAUCUUUAAGGGGUCUCUUGGUUUUGCUUCCACCACCAACCAUUUUACUAAUUUGGUAAUUCUGAUUUUCUGUUUUAUUUUUAUUUAUGAAUGAGCUAACAUGACUUGUUAAGAUUAUUUUUUUUAGGUCUGAACAAAGAAUCAAAUUAACUCUUACCAAAUAAAGGUUGUGAAGAAGUUCCCUUUAGAUUACAAUUUAGGUUAACUUUUUUAGAAUAUUAUCCUAGCUCUCACAGCAAGGCGAAUCUUAUAGGGUUGAAAGGGAUCUUGUAGUCCAACCCCCUCUUCAGGGCAGAAAUCCUUACACCAUUCUGGACCAAUGGCUGUCCAGUCUUUUCUUGAAAAUGUCCGGUGGUGGAGCAUCCAUGACUCCAAGAGGCAGGCUGUUCUACUGCUAGCGCUAAACUAAGUUUAGAUUCAUGCCUAUGUUAAUCUAAAAGGAAUCUAAAUGGAAUCUAAGUGAAAAUGAUAGGUAUGUAUUUGUAAUAAACAUUUAAGCCUAUCACAUUCUUAAUAUAUACCUUUAAAACAUGCACAAACUCUACAAACAUGAUGUACUAUCGAUGGAAUGAUAAUGAGGGAAGGGGAGAUGGCUGAGUGGGGACAACUUGAAAUGUUUAUCUUUAAAAUGGCUCAAUAUGAAUAAAUAUGCAACGUGUUUCAUAAGAUAGAAACCAUUGUCUGUUUAUUACCUGCACAAAUGACUAAGAAAAUGGAAACAGGAAAUAUCCACAGCUUUUUGUAAUUGAAAGAGAAGUGGAAAAGAAGAAAUGAGAGUGAAUGUCCUGCUUGGAGACCUUUUAUUUGGAAUUUGCCUGACUCCGGUGAAAAAAUAUGCUAAAAGUUUUUCCCUUAGAUCUGAUGCAGUCAGUGAUUUCUUAUGCUAG